CUUAAAACUCUGUUUUUUGGCAAGUUUUUUGGGGAAUUUUUUCAGCAAGACACACCCGAAACAUCUUUGUUAAACACUCAUUUAUCAUUGAUAAUCGGAGACAAGGCUCUAUAUUCUUGUACCAGUUUUUUUAAUGUUUCUAGAAAUAUAUAUUUCUCUUCAGUUUAUAGAUUUGUAUUCUUGUGUUCAGACUGCUUGACUUGCAGUGAUAAUGAAAGUGAUUUUAGUGAUUCUUCAUACUUUGUUGAGUCUUACACUAGCAUUGCCAAUUGAUAACGAUCGUAUAGUCUACCCAGACUACAAAAUAAUUGAGGAAAUUGUUGAUAGAUUUGGAGAUUACGAACGUGAUCCAAAAAGUUUAUUUGACGACCCAAACCUCUUGAAAUCAGAAAAUGCAACAGCUGCAUACUUAAUCGACGAUGAAGCAGAUACAAAAUAUGAAUAUGGAACUUUUUAUCAAGGUGAUAUGAUCUUGAAGGAUGAUCAAAUGGAUAUAAUAAAUAGUUUGAGACCUGUUAAUGAUCAAGCUGAAUUUAAUGAUGAUAGUGAUUUGGGAACCAGAACUGGUAUAUUAUGGGCUGGAUAUAGAUGGCCUAAAAACUCAAAAGGAACUGUCAUUGUUCCGUAUGUGAUUGAUAGUCAUGACUUUAACACCUUCGACGAGCUUAAAAUCCUGUUUGCUAUGCUUGACAUUGAAAAAUACACAUGUAUCCAGUUUGUUCCACGUAGCAGUGAGAGAAAUUAUGUCCACAUACAUUCUGGAGUUGGAUGCAAUUCACAUCUUGGAAGACAAGGUGGACGACAGCUGAUAAGUCUUCAACGCAAAGGUUGUAUGUCUCGUGGAACAAUCAUUCAUGAAUUAAUUCAUGCGCUUGGAUAUGAUCACAUGCAGAAUCAUAAUGAUCGAGACAAAUAUGUUUAUAUUCUUUGGGACAAUAUUGUUGAGACACAGAAGAAUAAUUUUCAAAAAGUUAGUCCAUACCUAUUUAGCAACUUUGGAACUCAAUAUGAUUUUUAUUCAGUUAUGCAUUAUGAGCCGUAUGCAUUUUCGAAAAAUGGAAAGCCAACUGUUGUUCCAAAGGAUUCUAAGUUCAACAAAAUUAUUGGACAAAGGAAUGCAUUGAGUUCGGGUGAUGCUGAGAGGAUUAAUAAUAUGUAUAAGUGUUAUUCUUAAGGAGUUGAUCAUAAGUGAUGUGUAAGAUCAUAAAAAGUAGAAUGGGAAUUAAUGAGGAAAAGUAUGGAUUGUCAGUUAUUAUUAAGGCGUAUACACUCGGGAUUUUUGGGACUAAUCCCAGGAAAUCCCAAAUAAUCCCAAACUUUGUACAAAAAUCACAAAAAUCUCAAAAAAAUCCAAGAAAAUUCGAAAAAAUCACAAAAAAUCCUAGAAAAUCCCAAAAGACCCCUAGUCCCUAACCGACACUUCAAAUGACUACAGUUGAAUAUAAACUACUAUAUGCACAGUAAUCGAAUAAAAAUCAUCUCUAUUUUUAUGCAUUAACAUGCAAACCUGUUUCUUUCAAAAAUGCUGGCUAAAAAAAUAUCCAAAAUAAAUUCUUAUUAAAGUUAAAUAAAUCCAUAAAUCAAAUAUUUAUUUCAGAAACACGAGCCAAAUCGCAUCUCAAACAAACCAUAACAACAACAAUUAGUAAAACAUCCCAAAAACAUUCAAGAAUCCAAUGUCAAUGCCACACAACUUUCCUCAAACUAGUUUGAUCUUACAAUAAGAUUUUGUCUCAUUUAUUCUCAUCUUCUCAGCAGAUAGUGUCUCGCUGUUGCGUUUACAAGUUGUUUUUUUAAUCGUAGUCAAUAAUAUGAAAUUAUUUUUAUAUUUUUUACUUAUUUUUGUAACUAAAAUUUCAUCAUUUCCUGUUAAUGACGAUCGGAUUAUUUUUCGUGAUGAUGAUGUUCGAGUUGAUGACAGUGUAGAUGAUAUAAGGUUUGACCAAUUGCGUCUGUUGACUGAUUCGAAUUUAUUAAAGUCAGACAAUGCUUCUAAAGAGUUUUUGUUUGAUGAACGAGCACAGCAAAGGCUUGAGAAUGGUCAAUUUUAUCAAGGUGAUAUAAUAUUGCAGCAAGAUCAACUUGACAUUUUGAAAUAUCCUGAUGAUGAUGAUCCAUUUGGAACUAGAACUGGAGUGUUGUCGGAGAAUUAUAGAUGGCCUAAGAAUAGCAAAGGAAAGGUUAUUGUACCUUAUGAGUUCUCAAGUGAAUAUACAUUUCGUGAUCGCAUUAGUAUGUAUCUUGGCAUGUAUGACUUGGAGAAGUAUACAUGUGUACAGUUCAAGUCACGUGACAAUGAAGAAGAUUAUCUUUUUAUUAAGUCUGGCAAAGGAUGUUCGUCCAAUCUUGGUAAACUUGGUGGUAAGCAAACAGUCAGUUUGCAACAAAAAGGAUGUCUUUCACGUGGUACAAUCAUCCAUGAAUUGAUUCAUGCACUUGGAUAUGAUCAUAUGCACAGCCAUUCAGAUCGAGAUAAAUAUGUAGAUGUUGUUUGGGACAAUAUUGAUAGGAAAAGUUUUACAAAUUUUGAAACAGUCAGCGCAAAAAAAUUCAGUAAUUUUGGAACUGACUAUGACUUCUAUUCAGUCAUGCAUUAUUCACCAACGGCAUUUUCUAAGAAUGGGAAACGAACCAUAAUUCCUAAAAACAGCAAAUACAGGAAUGUUAUUGGACAAAGAGUCGGAUUGAGUGUUGGUGAUGCACAAAGGAUUAAAAAUAUGUAUAAGUGUCAGUGAUAUUCAAAUUAUGAGAUUCAUUCUUUAGCUUGUAAUGAUUGUAAAGUAAGGAAAUUUUAAUAAAAAUGCUGAUUGAAAU
Chironomus riparius is the source of this 2814-nucleotide messenger RNA. The record is from the annotation of a GenBank genome assembly. Lineage: Eukaryota; Metazoa; Arthropoda; Insecta; Diptera; Chironomidae.